ACCAGCAGGCGGCUCCGGGCUCGCGCUCGGUUGUUAAGGCACAAGUAGUCUGUGACUUCUCCUCGGUUCGGCUGGACGGUGACAGCUCAGGUCGGCGCUCUGGUUUGUCGGAUUGAGCUCGGAUUUUCGCCUCUUUGGAUUUCUAUGUUUGGUUUGGCAGUGACGGACGCUCAGCGGCUUACUGCUAACACCGUAGUGAACCGUGCCUGCUCUGACGCCGCAACUCCAGACAGACACACUGGCUGACAGACGCUAAAAAAAGUGGGUACAUUGGAGGACAGAGGGAGAAGCAUAACCUCUCGUAGAGCAGUGGCCAGAGUGACAGAGGAGCACAUGAGGAGCGGAAACGGCGUGACAGCAUCAUCCUGACCGGUAACCUUGCUUCUGCUCCCCCACCACACGCCCAGCAACUCCAGAAGCGGGGCGUCAGAAGGAAGGAAGCGUGCAACCACUCCUCCUGCAGGCAUGAGGUCCUUCCGUUCCUUUAGUAACGAUGACCGCCAUGUCAUGGCAAAACACUCCACCAUCUACCCCUCCUCUCAUGAGCUGGAAGCCGUUCAGACGCUGGUGUCCACUGUCGAGUGCGCCCUCAAGCACGUCUCUGAUUGGCUGGAUCAGAGCAGCAGCGACGACCACAGCCAAGUAGACAGCCAACCAGCAGACAGCACAGAGGAGGAGGAUCCUGGCGACGAACCCAGCAAUGAAACUGAGGAUUCAAGCGACAGCUACAGAGAGCCCAGCAGUGGCGGCGUGCUGUGUGGAGUGAUGAGGAUCGGCCUGGUGGCCAAAGGCCUCCUGAUCAAAGGCGACAUGGACCUGGAGCUGGUGCUGAUGUGCAGAGACAAACCCACACAGACACUGCUGGACACUGUCUGUCACAAUUUACCCACACAGAUAGAGAAGCUGACAGAAGAGAAAUAUGAGGUCACGAGCUCCUCGACCGAGGCGGCCAUCUUGGUACGAACUACAACAGAGCCUAAACUCACACUGACGAUCACCCUCACCUCGCCGGCCAUGCGGGAAGAUGAGGAGGAGGAGGAGGAGGAGGAGGAGGAAGAAGAAGAGGAGGAGGAUGAGGAGGAGUUGGAGAAUGGGGAGGAAGGACAGGAAGAAGAGGAGGAAGUCGAGGAUGAAAAGGAGGAGCAGGAAAAGAAUGGGCGAGUGUUGGGUGCUGCUGCGCAGAGAGUGGAGGCUGAGGAGGAGGAGGGGGAGGUGCUGGAUAGACACAGAUGUCUGUUGGCCCUGGCAGCGCUGCGACACGCCAAGUGGUUCCAGGCUCGAGUGAAUGGGCUCAAGUCCUGCGUUAUCGUUCUCAGGAUACUUAGAGACAUGUGCAAUAGACACCCUGUCUGGGAACCUCUCAAGGGAUGGCCUUUAGAGCUCAUCUGUGAGAAGGCAAUUGCCACCUGCAACAGACCUCUCGGGGCUGGAGAAGCCCUACGUCGAGUCAUGGAGUGUCUGGCCUCAGGCAUACUGCUACCAGGUGGUCCAGGUUUACACGACCCAUGUGAGAAAGAGCCAACAAACACACUGGCCAACAUGACCGACCAGCAGGCUGAGGCCAUUACCUACCGCGCACAGCAUGCCCUCAGACUCAUGGCAUUUGGACAGAUCUACAAGGUUUUGGAGAUGGAGCCUCUUCCCUCAAAUAAACCAUCGCAGAAAUACCCGUGGUCUGAUAAAGAAGGCUUAGGUCUGAAGAGGCCAUACGAGGAUGGAGCGAUGGAUGACAAAGACCUCAUCAAGAAGAUGAAGAGGAAUCUGAGGAAAGUCCUAGACAGUAAAGCCAUAGACUCCAACCAGCCAAUGAACGCCCUGAUGCGGUUGAACCAGAUCCGGCCGGGGCUGCAGUAUCGCCUGCUGUCCCAGUCGGGCCCGGUUCACGCUCCAGUCUUUACCAUGUCUGUGGAUCUGGAUGGAACUAUUUAUGAAGCAUCUGGAUCCUCCAAGAAGACCGCCAAGCUCCAUGUCGCCGUCAAGGUUCUCCAGGCGAUGGGCUAUCCAACAGGUUUCGACUCAGACCUGGACCCCAUGAGUUCAGACGAGAAGUCGGAUGGUGAAGGAAAGAGCGAGACGUCGUCGCACACUAGCAAUAACCCAACACACUCUUCAGACAGUUCCAACACACUGGAGGUGCGAACUCAGGGUCCCAUACUGACGGCCAGUGGGAAGAAUCCCGUCAUGGAGCUAAACGAAAAGAGACGAGGCCUCAAGUAUGAACUCAUCUCUGAAAGUGGAGGCAGCCACGACAAACGCUUUGUUAUGGAGGUGGAGGUCGAUGGGCAGAAGUUUCGAGGGGCAGGCCCCAACAAAAAAGUAGCAAAGGCCAGUGCUGCUCUCGCAGCUCUGGAAAAACUCUUUUCUGGUCCCAAUGCAGCUGCAAACAAGAAAAAGAAGAUAUUGCCUCAGACUAAAGGAGCCCUGGCCGCGGCAGCAGCAGCCUCUGCAGUAGCAGCUCAGGUAGCCAGAGGAAGAGGAAGAGCAGCCCUCGCAAGAGGAGCCUUCGUCAGCGCGGCUGCACCUGGAUAUGUCACACCAGGCUUUGGGACACCGUAUGGCUACAGCCCUGCUGCAGCAGCUGCUCCUGCAUAUGGUUUGCCCAAGAGAAUGCUUCUGUUGCCUGUCAUGAAAGUGCCCGCCUACCCCGUCCCCCACUACCACUUCUUUUAGCACAGGAGACACACACACCAAACAUAUUUUCAUACAUACCAAACGCUUUCUCCAAACCGUACAAUUUGCUUUUAUAUAGAAGGGAAACUCGAUUUUGUUUUUUUGGUUUUGUUUUUACAAUAUCAGUGAUGGGGAGAGGAUUAUGGACUUGAGCUGAAGGGUUUUUUUGUUUUGUUUUUUCUUACUGUUUUCAGAAAUUUUAAUGAAUAUGAUAAAUACUGCAGGUUUAAGUUCUUAAGAGAUAAACAAAAACUUGAAAGAUUUUUACUGUGAACUGUGACCUCAUUCUUUGAGUCUAAAUUAUAUAUAUCAGUCUUUUGUUAUUGUGUUUAUUCUUUGCCAGGAAGAGGAAAGCCUUUACAUAUGACACACACAACACACACACAUUCUCUGUAAAAAGGAAAUAAUAAUGAGCUGUGUGAAGGAUGUAUAGGAAUAAAUAAAUACUGCUGAAUAAAGUUUAUCUCCUAUAAAAGCUGAA
Plectropomus leopardus (leopard coralgrouper) is the source of this 3151-nucleotide messenger RNA. RefSeq names its product spermatid perinuclear RNA binding protein (gene strbp). NCBI's taxonomy places the organism in Eukaryota, Metazoa, Chordata, Actinopteri, Perciformes, Serranidae. Gene Ontology annotation, cellular component: precatalytic spliceosome. Gene Ontology annotation, molecular function: single-stranded RNA binding; double-stranded RNA binding. The record is from RefSeq and is a predicted model, not a curated record.